Messenger RNA from Drosophila subpulchrella, 1031 nucleotides. RefSeq lists its product as uncharacterized. The transcript has a single exon. The coding region runs from base 190 to 951 and encodes 253 amino acids. The record is from RefSeq and is a predicted model, not a curated record. Lineage: Eukaryota; Metazoa; Arthropoda; Insecta; Diptera; Drosophilidae.
CGAGUAUUUUAUUUCCAAAUGUUGUUACCUAAACACGAGCACGUCAAAUUCCUGCAGGCCGCAUACGAAAAAUAGCCAAAUAACCGGAUUAACGUAAUUAUUUGAAUGGUGUGAUCUACUGACCAAGUAGAUUUGAAUCGAGGGUAGCCAAGUUCCGGUGAAGGAAGUAAAACACAAAGUCCUUGCAAGAUGAUGCGAAAUUUCGGGAUGUUAUCAAUAAGAAGGAGCAGCUGGAUGGCCAACUGGUGCUCCAAGGAACGGGUGUGGGCGUCCGCCAUGAGGCUAAAUGCACCCGCACCGGCAGCAGGCCACCAAAAAUUCUUAAAUUGCCAUGUAACCGAUAACCUCCAGCAAAGUCGAAGUGUCCACGAGAGCGCCAAUGCGGAAAGGGAGCCCGGCAAUACCAAAGAGAACGCGAGGAAGCCCGAGGACCUGGACCGAGCUUAUGAAGUCCUGCGCACCACUCUGCCCAAGUUGUUCGUGGAGCCCCUGGAUUAUUCCAUUUACAGCCCAGGACUAAUAUUCCACAACAACAUCACGGGCAAGCACACGGUGGGCCUGUAUCACUACGUCAAACAGAUCGCCAUCCUGCGGACGGUGGGCCACCUAAAGUACGCCUACGUAAAGUUCGAAGUCCUCAAGAUCACAAAGCACCAGGAUGACUACACGGUGAGGAUUAGGUGGCGAGUGCGGGGCAUUUCUGGGUUGAAGGUCAUGUUCCAGUUCUGGAAGUACAAGCUCUGGCAGCUAAAGGAAGUGCUGAAGGAUCAGGAGGCCUGGUACGAUGGCUACUCAGUCUGUUACCUAGGCGACGAUGGUCUGAUCGUUAAACACGUUGUGGACAAGGUGAUGCCGGACGAGAGUCGGGAGGCUGUUGAAAACACUUCUGCGACGGCGCUACCUCCCGGUUCCUUGGCGGCGACCUCUUCUCAGAAGAUCAACUGCCAAUGAAGUCGUAGCUAGCUUUAAAUGUUACUUAUUUAUUGUAUUACUAAACGUAAUAAACGGAAACUGUGAAAAUGUUUAGUAAA